GCGAAGGUCAAACUAAAUGCAAACUGCAGGCUACGGAAAUCAACAUGCUCAUUUGCUACAUGUAGUUGUAUUACUGCUAGGGCUGUGUUCACUUCAACAGUUUUUCAACCCAAGAAAUUUGUUUUUCAAAGACAGUUUAUUUGGUUAACUCAAACUAAUGUGCAUUCACACGAAUGCAAAUGCAAAAGAAAAAUGCACGUAAAAAUUCAAAUGUGAAAUGCUGUAAAACUUCAAGGGGUGAUCUGUGUAAUCAAAGAUGUUGUGCAAAUCAAUUGGACAUAAUAAUGAUUUGAUCAAGAUUCUACUCAAGAAUUCUUCAAGUACACUCUUCUUGGGUGCUAAAACUGACAAGUAGGUGUCCUUAGAUACUCACACUGUGAGGUGUUGAAAUAACACUGUAGAUUGGACAUAACACCAAACAGUGUGAAUGUACCAACCAAAGGUGCUGUAAUAACACCCAUAGAUGUUGAACCGACACCCAAAAUUAACACCAGAUAAAAAGAUGACUGGUGUAGCCCUCUGUGUACCCCAAUCAACACUACAGUGUUUGCGGUGUACACUCCAAAUUGACCUUUACUUCCUGGGUCAAACUCAUGCGGAGUGGGUGGUCUUGAAAUGUGAGAGAAAAACAGUCUUUGGAUGUUCUGCGUUUACGGUUUGCUUUGUUAUGUACGUUUGUGAUUCUAUCAGAAAAUUGAUUAAACACAAUCUAGAAUAACAGGGAAAUCAUUUUGGCCUUGUUGAAUUAGCCUUUGAAAACCGGGGAAAUAAUGUUUCCAUGAAGACCAUACCCACCUGAAACUGGGUUUCCUCUGGAAGUGACGGGCUGUGAUGUUUGAUCUUAUUUCGAUCUAAUUCAUUACAUUUAACUAGGGGACCAGCUUUCUUGUAUGUUAUUUCUUCUCGUCUUUUCCUAAAGGAAAGUCUUGUUUAUAUUCUUGUAACAUUGAAUGUAGGCCCCUAUUUGUAAAAGGAAAUAUAGGAUCAAUCUUUUUCACAUCACUUCUUUGAUAAUAUUCAUUUAUAUCCGUCUCCUGGAAGUCAAGCGGUGCAAUGUACUCUCUAAAAUUAACUCAGGUCAUGAAGUUUAUUGAAAGUCUGACAGAUGUGCGAUCUAUCACAUUUUGAUAACUUGUGAUUGUCGUGAAAUCAGAAAAUUCUCUGCUUUCUUUGUUAAAAUAAUUGAUUUUUGUAGGAUAGUGGGAAGAAAAGUUUUCAUAAAGAAAACUUGAAGUUUUGACAAAGAAAACUUGAAGUUUUGAAAAUUUUUGCCAGUGAUCCAAAGUUACCUGUACAUGUAUGUUUGUUUCUCUGUGCAUUUGGGUUGGAUAAGCAGACAGUGUUUGUGUGAAUAGAAAUGGAAACAGGAUACGUUUAUCUGCAUGUUGAGAUCGUACAGCAUCACAGGAGCACCCCCUUAACCGGCUGGGGUUUUACGAGAAUAGAUCCUGCAUGGCGGGUUGUUUCCUAAUUGAAUUCAACGUGAUUGAGUCUGAGUGAUCUCUUUGUUGAAUCACCCAUCAAUGAAGGAGAAGGAGGAGGAGGGUAGUUAGUCUCUCAGUCUGUGAAUGAUCGUCAGUCACCCUACAGCCGCAUACUGCCUUUAAUAUAACUAGCUCACUCACUGUCUCGUAGCGACGGGGUGGGCACAUCGCUGCGAUUGCUGCAAUUGUUUAACUGUCGGGAUUGUUUUCCCCUGUAGCUUUUCGGAAUUCUCGUUUGACAUGUAUGUGACAAUGACAUGAGUCAUUUGGAUCUUGAGGCUUUGAUUGUUUUAGUACCCGUAAACCACCCAUUCAAGCAGUCUGACGCUCUCUCCCAUGCACGCUCCCUCAUUGUCCCAUGUCUUGGAUCCUUACCUGUUAAGGAUUUAGAGUCAUGUGAAUUGUAACUGCUUUCCCAGCCGAGCCGAAUCUUGGAAAACUUGAAGAAACUUUUCGAGAUUGUGUUGGCCUCCAUUGCGACUUUACUGACAGAGGAGGGAGAUUCAUUCUGUGCCUCUGUGAAAGUUUUUUUGUUUUUUAUUUUGGGAAGAUGAUGAAAACAGCGAUAGCCCAGUUUGCUUUCCAAAGCCAGUAUAAUCGGAAUAAGACUCCCAUACCACCACCGAGGAGGAAAACCAAUCCCGCAAGGACUAAACUCACCCAGCAGUCUUCCGAUCCCAAUAGCAAGUUCCACCCGUUCAGUAACCUCUCGGAGCUCGUGAACAGCUACAGGAUUGUAAAUAAUGGCCUCUGCUGCCCUCUACAGCAUCCCGUAGAAGCCAAGAAGGAAGAGGAAGACCAGGACACAGAUGAUGAAGACGAGAGACUGUCAAGCGAUACCUCUGGAUCUUUCCAGGAUGGACCUCAACAUCUGCUUCAAGCCAGGCUAGAUGCCAUGGACCUCGCCCCUCUAGAAGGAGCAGACUUUGUUGGCCGUCUCAAGGAGUAUGUCAACAAGGGUGUGCGGGAGGAUAGUGAGGAGGUCAGGGCUGGCGCAGGACAUGCCUCUCACUUCAGGAACAUGAUGAUGGCUUCUACUAAAGAACUAACAAGGUAAAAUAGUCUCAUGUGGUAAUACGGUCCUUUCAAGGACUACGCCUUAUUUCACAAGAUACUUUUCAAUCUCAUCUAUCUCUUUUGUUGCUUUUCUCUUUCAUCUCUAACUCUCCACCACCCAACAGUCCUUUUCAGGACUAACCACAUUAUGAACCAUGAACCUCUCUCGGGUUUAGUUUGAUGUCUGUACUUCAACAGGUGUCUUUAAUACAGCGUCUGUGAUGUGCUUAAGUACAAGACAGAGAGAAACCGUAAUCUACAAGAAUAUAGCAUUUUAUUUGCCAAAUAAAACAAGCCAUAGAAUUUACAUAACAAAUCUUAAGUUCCCCAUUGUUACAUAGGAUGUUACAGUGGAAGAAAUAAUGCAUAAAAUGAAGAAAUCAUGUACAAUGAUGAAUUGAAAGAGAAUGGUGAAAAAAGGAACCAAGAUGCUAAAGAAUAACCGAUAUAUACAAAUACCAAAUGUCAUAUUUUCUGUGUAGGUGCUGUCCUUAAUAGUUAUUUUUAAUUAAUGAAGCUGACUGGAUAACUAAUGUAGAGUCGCACCAAGCUUUUCUGCGACUCGAGCAUGGGGUCAAAGGAAACCUUUCCCUUGAGUGAGAUGUUGAGUUGAAUGGGUUUGUAGUAAAGUUUUUACCAGAUACAAGUUGAUAUUGAUGACAAAAUGAUCCAGUGGAGCUCUGUAACAAUAAGAGUAUUCUUGCACUCUCUUCCAGACACUUCUCUCCAUUGAGGCAAGUCCAAUAUCUGAAUGCCUUGCUGGAUGUUCUCUGGCUUUACACUGUAAAUAUUGAGAAUAAGAUCAUUUACAAGCCCUUUGUAGACAAUGUUGAACAUAGAAUGUAGAGAUUAUAAGAGAUAUUGAGUUGAAUGGGUUUGUAGUCAAGUCUUUACCAGAUACAAGUUGAUAUUGAUGACAAAAUGAUCCAGUGAAGCUCUGUAACAAUAAGAGUAUUCUUGCACUCUCUUCCAGACACUUCUCUCCAUUGAGACAAGUCCAAUAUCUGAAUGCCUUGCUGGAUGUUCUCUGGCUUUACACUGUAAAUAUUGAGAAUAAGAUCAUUUACAAGCCCUUCGUAGACAAUGUUGAACAUAGAAUGUAGAGAUUAUAUAUACAGUGGAAUCCAUAUGCAUAGGUUUUUUUCUUUAAAAGGGGGAGAGAUACUGUACCAGUAAAACUCUAGAAGAAAGAGAGGAGGGGAUUUUUUUUGUCAGUUCCAUAGAAACAUAUUAUCAAGUAAUGGCUGAAAUAAUGAAUGAAUCAAUCAACGAACAAACGAAUGAAUGAACAAACGAACGAACGAACGAAUGAAUGAAUGAAUGAAAUGACAAAAUCCAGAAAGGAAUAUCAGGAGUAGCUUUUUGU
Lytechinus pictus (painted urchin) is the source of this 3906-nucleotide messenger RNA. RefSeq names its product phosphatidylinositol 3,4,5-trisphosphate 5-phosphatase 2B-like. Gene Ontology annotation, biological process: regulation of signal transduction; regulation of immune response. NCBI's taxonomy places the organism in Eukaryota, Metazoa, Echinodermata, Echinoidea, Temnopleuroida, Toxopneustidae. Bases 2035 to 2541 code for a protein of 168 amino acids. The transcript is spliced from 3 exons. The record is from RefSeq and is a predicted model, not a curated record.